CGCCGGUCGCGGCCCGCGCCCUGCACCCUGCGCUGUGCGUUGUGCAGCGCCGCCGCUCCCCCUGCACCGGCCGCCAUGGACCCGGCCCCGGCCGACCCCGUCCCCGCCAUCCGCGACGGCUGGUUCCGCGAGACCUGCAGCCUCUGGCCCGGACAGGCCAUGGCCCUGCAAGUCGACCGGCUGCUGCACCACCGCCGCUCCCGCUACCAGGAGAUCCUCGUCUUCCGCAGUAAAACCUACGGGAACGUGCUGGUGCUGGACGGGGUCAUCCAGUGCACGGAGAGGGACGAAUUCUCCUAUCAGGAAAUGAUCGCCAACCUGCCCCUGUGCAGCCACCCCAGCCCCCGGAAGGUGCUGAUCAUCGGCGGCGGGGACGGGGGCGUGCUGCGGGAGGUGGUCAAGCACCCGACCGUGGAAUCGGUGGUCCAGUGUGAGAUCGAUGAGGACGUCAUCGAGGUUUCCAAGAAGUACCUGCCCGGGAUGGCCGUGGGCUACUCCAGCCCCAAGCUGACGCUCCACGUGCGGGACGGCUUCGAGUUCAUGCAGCAGAACCAGGACGCCUUCGACGUCAUCAUCACCGACUCUUCGGACCCCAUGGGCCCCGCUGAGAGCUUGUUUAAAGAGUCGUACUAUCAGCUGAUGAAGAUGGCGCUGAGGGAAGGUGGUAUCCUCUGCUGCCAGGGCGAGUGCCAGUGGCUCCAUCUGGACCUCAUCAAGGAGAUGCGCCAGUUCUGCAAAUCCUUGUUCCCCGUGGUGGAGUACGCCUACUGCACCAUCCCCACCUACCCCAGCGGCCAGAUCGGCUUCAUGCUGUGCAGCAAGAACCCGAGCACCAACUUCCGGGAACCGGUACAGCAGCUGAGCCAGCAACAGGUGGAGGCGAUGAGGCUGAGAUACUACAACUCCGACAUCCACCGCGCCGCCUUCGUGCUGCCCGAGUUCGCCCGCAAGGCCCUGAGUGACGUGUGAAGAGCCAGGAGAGCCUGCCACCGCCUCUCCCGUGGGCGUGCUGCCGGCGUCGCCCGCUCUUCGGCCCGGGGGGGACUCCGCCUCCGAGGGCGAUUGAACGGUCCCCCCCGCCGGCCGCCUCCAUCGCCGGCCGUGGACCCGUCCCUCCGCCCGCCCGCCGACCCAGCCUUCCGGCUCCCGGGACGGGCCUGCGGCCGAAAGGGCCUCGGGACUCCAGACUGCUCUGCCGGGCUGGGGAGUGGGGUGGAGGUCGACUGUCUGUCUCCAUCUCUCUCUGUGCCUCCCCCAGCGCCCAGCCACAUCCCCAAACAGCAUAUUUAUAACAGA
Molecule: messenger RNA, 1296 nt
Organism: Ornithorhynchus anatinus (platypus)
Lineage: Eukaryota; Metazoa; Chordata; Mammalia; Monotremata; Ornithorhynchidae
Gene: SRM
Product: spermidine synthase
Exons: 8
Coding region: 76-969 (297 amino acids)
Biological process (GO): spermidine biosynthetic process
Cellular component (GO): cytosol
Molecular function (GO): spermidine synthase activity
Source: RefSeq, a predicted model, not a curated record